This is a messenger RNA of Trichomycterus rosablanca, 2736 nucleotides long. Its product is annotated as inactive dipeptidyl peptidase 10-like. The record is from RefSeq and is a predicted model, not a curated record. The transcript is spliced from 27 exons. NCBI's taxonomy places the organism in Eukaryota, Metazoa, Chordata, Actinopteri, Siluriformes, Trichomycteridae. The coding region runs from base 92 to 2512 and encodes 806 amino acids. Gene Ontology annotation, biological process: regulation of potassium ion transmembrane transport; proteolysis. Gene Ontology annotation, cellular component: voltage-gated potassium channel complex; plasma membrane. Gene Ontology annotation, molecular function: potassium channel regulator activity; serine-type peptidase activity.
CGACUUUUACACCAACCAUCCGCUUCUUCCUCUCUACACCUGCACGCUCCUCUGUUUCUGCUCUGCCUGCUUAAAGCGACCGGAUUAAAUCAUGACUGCCACCAAGGAGCAGCAGAGAAGCAACCCACAGCAGGACGAGGAUCUAGGUGGGGUGAGUCCUCCUCAGAGGAACUGGAAGGGAAUUGCCAUUGCUCUGCUGGUUAUCCUACUGGUCUGUUCACUCAUAACCAUGUCGGUCAUCCUCCUUACUCCAGCUGACACUCAAGCUGGCAGUGAUACCAAGCUGACAGUGGAGGAUCUGUUUGGUCCUGAUUUCUACGUACACGAUCCUGAGGCUCUCUGGAUUAACGAAUCUGAAGUCAUUUACCGGAACCGGCAGGGCCAUGUGCUUAAGCUAAACGUUAUCACCAAUGAAACGACCAUCAUCCUGACGAACAACACAUUUGUUGCUUUUAAAGCCACAAAGUACUUCCUAAGUCCAGAUAUGCAGUAUGUGCUCUUUGCAUAUGAUGUUAAACAGGUUUACCGGCACUCAUUUACAGCCUCAUACAUCAUCUACAGCAUCAACACCAGAGAAGUGAAGGUGUUGGAUCCCCCAGAAGUGCCUAACUCAAGAUUACAGCAUGCAGCAUGGGGCAUGCAGGGACAGCAGCUGGUGUACAUCUUUGAGAAUAACAUUUAUUACCAGUCAGACGUGAAGAGUAACUCACUGAGGUUGACCUCAUCAGGGAAGGAGGGCGUUGUUUACAACGGGAUCACUGACUGGCUUUAUGAGGAGGAGAUUCUGCAUACACAUGUGGCUCACUGGUGGUCUCCUGAUGGUGAGCGAUUGGCAUUUUUGGUAUUGAACGACAGUCUGGUGCCCAACAUGCUGUUGCCCACAUUUACUGGAGCCACAUAUCCUAAAGGCAAACAGUAUCCAUACCCUAAGGCAGGUCAGCCCAACCCCAUGGUAAAACUCUUUGUGGUAAAUCUUUAUGGGCCGACACACACUUUGGAACUCACUCCCCCCGACGAACUUAAACUAAGGGAGCACUACAUAGUGAUGGUGAAGUGGAUCAGUAAGACUAAGAUGGCAGUCAGGUGGUUAAACCGAGCUCAAAAUGUUUCUAUACUGACUGUGUGUGACUCCACCACUGGUGCCUGCAUCAAGAGACACGAGGAGAUGUCGGAGCUCUGGCUCUCUAAACAGAAUCAGGAACCUUUCUUCUCUCAGGAUGGCAGCCGCUUCUUUCUGUCUGUUCCUGUGAAGCAAGGUGGUCAUGGAGAGUUCCAUCACAUUGCUAUGUUCACCACACAGGUUAGGGCGGACCAAAAUGAGGUGCGUCACCUUACAUCAGGAAACUGGGAAGUGACAGAGAUUUUGGCCUAUGAUGAGAGCUCCCAGACCAUAUACUUCCUGAGCACUGAAGGGUCCCCGAGAAGACGCCACCUCUUCAGUGUGUCCACGAUUGGUCUGUUUCCACGGCGAUGUUUGACCUGUGACAUGAUUAAGAACUGUACUUUCUUCAGCGCCGACUUCAAUCCAACAAACCAGCACGUUAUACUGAACUGUAAAGGACCUGGAGCCCCCACAGUGAUUGUUCACACACUCAACAAGUUGCUGCACGGCAGAAGAGUGAACAGUGGUGAGCUGGAACUGCCUGGUAACUUUAUCCUGGAGAAUAACACUCUCCUCCGAGCAACUCUGAGAUAUAAAAGGAUCCAGCUGCCUGAGAAUACAACCCUGAAGACUGACCGCUUCGAUCUGCCACUGAAGAUUGCAUUUCCUCCAGACUUCUCUGAGUCACGGCAAUAUGGACUACUGUUAAUGAUAGACACCAUUCCCGGGGGUCAGCAGGUAAAUGACCGAUACUCAGUGGAUUGGGACUCUGUGCUGGUAAGCUCAGACAGUGUCAUCGUGGCUCGUCUGGACGCCAGGGGCAGCGGCUUUCAGGGACAGAAGAUUUUACAUGAAGUGUACAAGCGACUGGGAACAGCUGAGCUUCAGGAUCAUCAGGCUGCUUUAGAGGAUCUGAAGAAACGUCUAUAUAUAGAUCAGAAUAGGAUAGGCGUGUUCGGCAAGGGUUAUGGUGGAUACGUGACACUUCAGCUACUGAAAUCCACUGAGAGUCUGUUGAAAUGUGCUGUGGCCAUGUCCCCAGUGACAGACUGGGCAUUACACGCCUCUGCAUUUUCCGAACGCUACCUGGGAUUUCCUUUACAGGAUGACAGCAGGUACCAGUCCUCCAGUGUACUACAGAAUGUGGAAGGCUUCAGGGACCAGAUGCUAAUGCUUGUACAUGGAACCGCAGAUGCAAACAUUCACUUUCAACACUCAGCGGAGCUUAUCAAGAAUCUAGUGAAGGUUGGAGCCAACUACACAAUGCAGAUUUACCCAGAUGAGGGUCACUUCCUGUCAGAGCGGAGUAGGCAGCAUCUCGCGGCAUCGCUGAGCAGCUAUUUCCGUUCCUGUCUGCAGGAAGACAUCUACAAGCAGAGCGAUCAGGAGGAGGAGGAGGAGGAAGAGUAGGCUGUAUUGUGUAUAAACAGCAGGACCUUUACACUAAACUUCACCUACACAACCUGCUUGGACACACACACAUCCCUGCUCCUGCAGGAUCUCAGCCUACAGAGAGACCUGUCACUUGAACUUACGAAGAGGAUAAAUUUGAACACGAUGGAGGGUGUGUGCAUGUGUGCUGUGUGUGCUUAGAUGGCUGGUUAGAUACAGUGUUAUGUAAAAGUAUGAACACC